AUGCCUUCAGACGAGUGGCCAGCAGCUGAGGAUGAAGGCCAGCUGUCCCGUCUCCUCAGGAAAUCGAGAGACUCCCCGUUCGUCCCUGUGGGGGUGGCAGGUUUUGUGGCUGUGCUGUCCUACGGUCUCUACAAGUUGAAGUCCAGAAGAGAUGAGAAGCUGUCCCUUCGUCUCAUCCACGUGCGGGUCGCUGCCCAGGGCUGCGCUGUGGGAGCCGUGACCCUAGGUGUUCUCUAUUCUAUGUAUAAGGACUACAUCAGACCUCGCUUCUUCAAUGUACCCAAAAAAUAA
Molecule: messenger RNA, 291 nt
Organism: Microtus oregoni (creeping vole)
Lineage: Eukaryota; Metazoa; Chordata; Mammalia; Rodentia; Cricetidae
Product: HIG1 domain family member 1C
Exons: 3
Coding region: 1-291 (96 amino acids)
Biological process (GO): mitochondrial respirasome assembly
Cellular component (GO): mitochondrion
Source: RefSeq, a predicted model, not a curated record